Messenger RNA from Panicum virgatum (switchgrass), 1465 nucleotides. Its product is annotated as bidirectional sugar transporter SWEET4. Gene Ontology annotation, cellular component: membrane. Gene Ontology annotation, molecular function: sugar transmembrane transporter activity. The transcript has 6 exons. The coding region runs from base 294 to 1055 and encodes 253 amino acids. Lineage: Eukaryota; Viridiplantae; Streptophyta; Magnoliopsida; Poales; Poaceae. Gene Ontology annotation, biological process: carbohydrate transport. The record is from RefSeq and is a predicted model, not a curated record.
AUGGGAGAGGGAGAGGCAGUCAGAAUGUCAGAUAGAGAUAGAGAUGGAGGUGAGAGUGGGCCCAGCGUCCACGACCGUGGCUCCUGCCACGCGAAGCCAGGGAAGCCACCUCCUCUAUAUAAGCUGGCCUCGUUCCCUCGCUCAUCACUCAUUCACUCACCAAGAAGUUGAGCACCUAGAGCUUCAGCUCAGCUCAUUCGUUUCUUCCGGCUUCCCAUCCGGGCUUAUCACUAGUGAUCGCUAGCUAGCGAACAAUUCUCUGAAGUUGUCGAGCUGAGCACUAGCUAGCGGCCAUGAUCUCCCCGGACACCAUCCGCACGGCCAUUGGCGUCAUCGGCAAUGGGACUGCUCUGGUGCUCUUCCUCUCCCCAGUUCCGACGUUCAUCCGCAUCUGGAAGAAGGGGUCGGUGGAGCAGUACUCGCCGGUGCCGUACGUGGCAACGCUCCUCAACUGCAUGAUGUGGGUGCUGUACGGCCUACCGCUUGUCCACCCCCACAGCAUGCUCGUCAUCACCAUCAACGGCACCGGCAUGGCCAUCGAGCUCACCUACGUCACGCUCUUCCUUCUCUACUCCACGGGACCCGCUCGCCGCAAGGUCGUCCUCCUCCUCGCCGCCGAGGUCGCCUUCGUCUGCGCCGUCGCCGUUCUAGUGCUCAGCCUGGCGCACACGCACGAGCGCAGGUCCAUGAUCGUCGGCAUCCUCUGCGUCCUCUUCGGCACCGGCAUGUACGCGGCCCCGCUCUCCGUCAUGAAAAUGGUGAUCCAGACGAAGAGCGUGGAGUACAUGCCCCUAUUCCUGUCCCUAGCUUCUCUGGUGAACGGCAUCUGCUGGACUGCCUACGCCCUCAUCAAAUUCGACCUCUACAUCACAAUCCCCAACGGGCUGGGCGUUCUGUUCGCGGUGGCGCAGGUGGUCCUCUACGCCAUCUACUACAAGUCCACCCAGGAGAUCAUCGAGGCGCGCAGGCGCAAGGCAAACCAGGUCGCCAUGACCGAGGUCGUCGUCGACGACGGCAAGACCAACAACAGCCACGCCGGCGCCGGCCUCUACUGACGAAGUCAUCGAUGAUAUAUACCAAGAUUAAGGAAGCGCUCGGCACAAUAUAAUCAAGUAUCAAGUCGCCGCUGGAUGCCUGUAUUGUGUGAUUGUGUUCUUCCCACAAGAGAUGGAGGCCACAUCAUGUUGUUUCCUAACUGCUUGCGCAGCGCUGGACGGAGUCACCGGGCCUCUUAUUAGGUGGGAGUGAUGGGACGACUGAGGUGGGGGAUUUUAGCUAAUUCCACCUUGCCGAUAGGGUUUAGCUUAAUCUCGAUGUGUAGCGGCACUUAUUAAUGGUCUCUUGUCUCAAAUUUGUAUUGAUCACGAAAAUCUGUCGUCACACAUGCACAAAAGCAUGCUCAUGAAUCACGACCUGUGAUAGGGCUGAAUUAUUUGUUCGGUCAUCCGAAGACCUUUGCGCGUCA